UAUGCUUGCUUCAGCUCGCAAAAUCAUCUGUGGCAUUUUUCGGCCGUAUGGCGGGCGACUUUGAUUCCGAGGCGCUUGCAAGGCGGCUGGAGGACAUUGAGGCCUGCUUUGAGCGGAAGAACAUCGAGAAGGGCGUCAUCCUUCUGGAGGAGACGCUGGGCACUCUCAGGUACUGGAUAAUAGAAUACAUGCGGCGCCCAUAGGAGGCUCUAUGUAGCUCAAUUGAGAGUCUACAGUCAUUCCUCCAUCCAUUGAUCAAUGGCAUUGUUCAUCGUCUUCAAUUGUCCUUACAUGAAUUGGUGUGCUGUGUUGAUGGCCGGAUUGUGGCGGCUGUCUGCAGGCCCGAGGACCUUUCGCCCGACACCGAGCCGGUGAUUAGGUGAGCAAGAUACACAAGAGACCGCUUGUCGGGAUGGAUGGAUGGACGAACGAUGUUUCAUUUUGUCAGCCGUCUGUUUCAGCACUUGUUGAUAGGCUACAACAGCCUGGGGAUGCAGCAGCUGAGGGCAGGCGCAACGGAGAGGGCCCUCCAGCUGCUCAACUCUGCUGACGCCUUGACAGCGCCCAGCAACGUCUUCCUCGCACCGGUAAGGAAAGGUGUUUUGACACCCCUCACAUCCCUCACACCAUGUGUCUCUGCCUCUGUGUCCAGGUGCACCGUCAGAUCCUCAAGUGCAUCACGUUCAACAACCUGGGGUGUGCGUACAAGUCCCAGGGCCGCACACACACCGCCCUGCAGUUCCUCAAGGAGGCACUGAGGCGCGAGGCCGCCCUCCAGACCUCCGGCAGCCUGCCGCCGAGCCAGUCGGCCUCGACCCACCUGAACAUUUGCACCGUUCUGAGCGAGAUGAGCAGGCACCAUGACGCCGUGCACCACGCCAUGAGGGCCGUCAACCUGCUGCAGAUGGCAAUCAAAGAGGGCAUUGACGAAUUUCGAGAAUCGGUGAGCGGCGCGGUGCCGCUAAAUCUUCCUCAGGGGGCGAUUGUGUCACCCUCAAGGCGGGGCUCCUCGGGCAGCAGCGCGCUGCCGCCACCCUUGCUGCCGGUGGCUUAUUUCAACUGUGCUGUGCAGUACGAACACAUGCAGCAGUUCGAACAGGCCAUCAAGGUGGGAAAGAAGCAAAGAGGACAGCCGCCCGCCCCGCUCUGUGUCCCAUUCUCUCUCUCCCUCUCUCUCUCUCUCUCUCUGUGUGUGUGUGUGUAUGUGUGUGCCUGCAGUACUAUGAGAAGGCCUUGGAACUGUGUCGUCUGGAAGAGUCGGCGUCGAAGGGGCAGCAAAAGGAGCAGAGCAGCAGCGGCGGCCAGCAGCAUCCAUUGGUGCCGACCAUUCGCACGUCGAUAGCGGAGGUGAGGCGGGCAAUGGUAGUUCUGGAGGAGAAGAUACGGUCGCGGCGGAGUUCGGGGGCAUCGCAGUCGGAUGGCUUCGCACACACGGGGAGGGAGAGGGGGGCGGGGGUGAAGACGGGGACCCGGGCGCACAGGCAGAUGAGGGCGGCAUCUGCUCAGUGA
Vitrella brassicaformis is the source of this 1509-nucleotide messenger RNA. The record is from the annotation of a GenBank genome assembly. NCBI's taxonomy places the organism in Eukaryota, Vitrellaceae.